AUGGCCGACCCUCCUUUGCCUUACGAUGGGUUUAUGACGAUGUCCCUUGAGGACCGUUUUGCCCUCCUCUUUAAGGUGCAGCAAGUCCGGUUUGAUGCCAAUAAAAAGGUUGAUGACCAACUGUCUGCCAUCGAGUCUAAACUCGAACGCCUUACGGCCUCUCUACCCAAACCGCCUGCCACUCCCACUCCCUCUACUCGGCCCCCGCACUCCCAAUCCAUCUGCUCUACUACUACCAAAGCCGCCCUCGAGAAGAUUGUCGCUACCCUGUCUAUUGUGGACAAACAGGCUGGCCACGUCAUAGGGCGUGCGGGAACUGGCUUAUGCCAAAUCCACAACAUCUUGCAUGCAAAGAUCUCGGUCUCCCCUGUUGUCACCUCUGGUUUGCGUGCCGUCACUAUCAGGGGCACCACUCGUGAAGUCGGUGAUGCUCUCUCUGCUAUUGGCAAGCGGAUUGCCCGUCAUUGCAUCCGCAACCCUAGGUCCAAGAAGCCUAAACAGCCUCCUGCUCCCACUGCCGCCCCUCCUACCCUCGUCGUUGAACCUCCUUCUCCUACUCCAACCUCAAGCUCUACCCCAACUACGCGGACAUCCUGUUCCGGGACGGCUUCUCCGCAUUUGCCCACUCCUACGGCUGUUGACACUUGCUCCAGCCCAUCCUUGUCGCUUGCCCCUGGUUCGCCUAUGGAGGUGGACGCUCUCAGGGCUCUGCUACAAUACUCUGACGGUUACUCUCGCCCCGGGCCUGUUCAGCCUAGGGAGGGAAUUCAGACCGCACGUCGUGGCGGUGGACCGCCUUGUGUCUUUGGUGCAAACCGUCCACGGUGA
Psilocybe cubensis is the source of this 828-nucleotide messenger RNA. RefSeq lists its product as uncharacterized. The record is from RefSeq and is a predicted model, not a curated record. The transcript has 2 exons. Gene Ontology annotation, molecular function: RNA binding. The coding region runs from base 1 to 828 and encodes 275 amino acids. NCBI's taxonomy places the organism in Eukaryota, Fungi, Basidiomycota, Agaricomycetes, Agaricales, Agrocybaceae.